AUGCACUACACGGGCACAUUAGACGAUGGUCAAAAGUUCGACUCCAGCUAUGACCGCGACCAGCCCUUCACAUUUCAAGUCGGCGUAGGUCAGGUGAUCAAGGGAUGGGAUCAGGGUCUGCUGGACAUGUGUGUUGGCGAGAAACGUAAACUGACUAUCCCAUCAUCCUUGGGCUACGGUGAGCGCGGCGCUGGUAACGUAAUCCCCCCUAACGCUGUCUUACACUUUGAGGUCGAACUUAUCAACAUUGGUGACUCUCCUCCAACCACCAAUGUAUUCAAGGAGAUUGAUGCUGACAAGGACAACAUGCUCUCCCCGCGAAGAAGUGACGAUUACUUGAAAAAGCAAAUGGUGCCAUCCGAUGGCGCCGAAAUAAGCGAAGAUGUCAGACAGAUCCUAGAGGGUCACGACAAGCUCGUCGAAGAGAUAUUCCAGCACGAGGACAAAGACAAAAAUGGCUUCAUCAGCCAUGAAGAGUUCUCCGGACCCAAGCAUGACGAACUCUAA
Arctia plantaginis is the source of this 507-nucleotide messenger RNA. The record is from the annotation of a GenBank genome assembly. NCBI's taxonomy places the organism in Eukaryota, Metazoa, Arthropoda, Insecta, Lepidoptera, Erebidae.